This is a messenger RNA of Phalaenopsis equestris, 994 nucleotides long. Its product is annotated as monothiol glutaredoxin-S11-like. The record is from RefSeq and is a predicted model, not a curated record. The annotation marks the transcript as partial. The transcript has a single exon. NCBI's taxonomy places the organism in Eukaryota, Viridiplantae, Streptophyta, Magnoliopsida, Asparagales, Orchidaceae.
AAGGGUGAACUUCUUGGUGGGUGUGAUAUUGUAGUUGCCAUGCAUGAAAGUGGAGAAUUGAUGGAGGUGUUCAGAGAUCAUGGAAUUCCUUUUAUUUCAAAGCAGAACGUGCCAUCUCCUGGAGCUCAAGGAUCUGGGAAAGGUGGGGUAGCUGGCUCCACAACUCUCAGUGCUGAAUUAGCAUCUCGACUGGGAACCCUCAUAAACUCAAGUUCUGUUGUGCUGUUCAUGAAAGGGAAACCUGAAGAGCCUAAGUGUGGUUUUAGCAGCAAGGUUGUUGAUUUACUCAAGCAGGAGAAGGUUGAGUUUCAGAGCUUCGAUGUGCUUUCUGAUGAUGAAGUUAGGCAGGGUCUGAAAACCUUUUCCAACUGGUCUAGCUAUCCUCAGCUCUAUGUGAAAGGUCAGCUCAUUGGAGGAUCUGAUAUAGUGCUUGAGAUGCAUAAGAGUGGAGCUUUAAGGAAAGUUCUUGCAGAAAAAGGCGUCAUCCAGGAAGAAAAACUUGAGGAUCGCUUAAAGAAUCUGAUCUCAUCAUCCCCCGUAAUGCUUUUCAUGAAGGGUAAACCUGAUGCGCCCAGCUGCGGGUUCAGUUCGAAGGUUGUUAAUGCUCUGCGAGAGGAAGGAAUCAGUUUCGCAUCAUUUGAUAUUCUAUCUGAUGAGGAAGUUAGGCAAGGAUUAAAAACAUAUUCGAACUGGCCUACUUUUCCUCAGCUGUACUACAAAGGAGAAUUGAUAGGUGGCUGUGAUAUUGUCAUGGAGCUGCGUAAAGCUGGGGAGCUCAAAUCUACUCUUUCUGAGUAAAGGUAUUUUGUUUUGUUGAAGAAAUGGUUCUUUGUUAUUGUUUUGGAACCCGAUGUUGUCGGGCUGUUAUCUGAUUGAAUCGAUGUGCUUUGACUAUUGAUGAACUUUUUUAUUUUACCAUGUGGGAGUUGUGAUUAUGGAAUAUUUAGUCUAUUUCUUAAUGUUUUUUUGUUCUUGCUUACAACUUGUGUUCGGU